Brassica napus (rape) is the source of this 1143-nucleotide messenger RNA. RefSeq lists its product as uncharacterized. Bases 1 to 1143 code for a protein of 380 amino acids. NCBI's taxonomy places the organism in Eukaryota, Viridiplantae, Streptophyta, Magnoliopsida, Brassicales, Brassicaceae. The record is from RefSeq and is a predicted model, not a curated record. The transcript is spliced from 5 exons.
AUGGAGCUUAGGACUAUUAUGGAACUUAGGACUAGUAUGAAACUUAGAACUAGUAUGGAGCUUAGGACUAUUAUGGAACUUAGGACUAUUUAUAUGUUACAGUUUAAGCAGGUUCAGAUUGUGUCUUGGUCUGAUCUGAUCGUUAUGAUUGUGUCUUGGUCUGAUCGUGUCUUGAUGCUUGACAGAUGGAUAUUAGAAGAUGAGGAUGGUGAUUAUGAUGAUGAGCUUGGUUUGUUUGAUGUUCCUAUCGCUGAGAGAUUGAGUCAUAGAACAGAUCGAGGAACAGGAUGGACUUUUGAAGCUUUGUGCAAGAUGCUAGCUGAGCGAUAUGGAUUGAAAGAGACUCACCAUGUCUACCUUGAGGAAUCUGUGGCGAUGUUUCUCGAGACUGUUGGUCAAGAUAAGACGAAGCGGGAUAUUGCUGCAAGGUAUCAAAGAUCAUUGGAUACGGUCCAACGGAAGCUUGAUGAUGUUUUGAGUGCUAUUCUGAAGUUUGCGGAGGAUACAUUAAGACCACAAGAAGGCGAGUUUGGAAGAGUGAGUCCGGUUUUGAGGAAUGAUGAUCGGUAUUGGCCUCAUUUCAGAGAUUGUGUUGGAGCACUCGAUGGAACUCAUGUGCCGGUUCGCCCUCCAAGUCACAAUGCAGAAGCAUAUAAAGGUAGAAAGCAAGAUCCUACAAUGAAUGUUCUUGCUAUAUGUAACUUCGACAUGAAGUUCAUAUACGCAUAUCUCGGUGUAUCUGGUAGAGCACAUGAUACGAAGGUCUUGACUCAUUGUGCGAGGAAUGUGGCUUCUUUCCCACAUCCUCCUCCUGGAAAGUAUUAUCUAGUUGACUCCGGAUAUCCGACUUGGACGGGGUAUCUUGGUCCGCAUCGGAGUAUGCGAUAUCAUCUUGGUCAGUUUGCUAGAGGAGGACCACCCGUUAGUGCACGAGAGUUGUUCAACCGAAAGCAUUCAGGAUUGCGAUCGGUGAUUGAGAGGACAUUUGGAGUAUGGAAAGCAAAAUGGAGGAUUUUGGAUCGUAAGCAUCCAAAGUAUGGUCUGGUCAAGUGGAUUAAGCUUGUGACAGCGACGAUGGCUCUACACAACUUCAUACGCGAUUCACAUCGGGAAGAUCAAGAUUUUAAACCAAUGGCUGUCUAA